Molecule: messenger RNA, 5070 nt
Organism: Strigops habroptila (Kakapo)
Lineage: Eukaryota; Metazoa; Chordata; Aves; Psittaciformes; Psittacidae
Gene: MRPS35
Product: mitochondrial ribosomal protein S35
Exons: 8
Coding region: 330-1349 (339 amino acids)
Biological process (GO): mitochondrial translation
Cellular component (GO): mitochondrial small ribosomal subunit
Molecular function (GO): structural constituent of ribosome
Source: RefSeq, a predicted model, not a curated record
GCGCCCCCUCAGCGCGGGUGCGAACUACAGGCAGUAAGAUGGCGGAGGCACGACACAAAGCACGACCGUACAGCACUUUCCGCUCCUCCUCUGCCUUCCGCCCCGCUCUGUGGGGCCAUAAGCUCACUGCUGCGGUUUCGUCACGCCCCUGAAGCCUCACUGAGCUCGGGCCCUCCCCUUCCCUCGCCGACCGCUGCCCUGCCCGCUCCCGUCCUCCUUGAGGGCGGGGAACUGCUCCGGUUCGCCUUUCCAGCUGGCGUGGCCCGGGCCGGCUACUGUCGUGCCGGCGGGUUGGCUGGGGGGGGGGGGGUUGCGCGGCAGGCCCGAAGAUGGCGGCGGUCGGUGCGGCGGUGCGGGCCGGUUGUUGGGCCAUGCUGUCCCGGUGCCGCGGCAGGGUGGCGGUCGCGCCUCGCUUCGGAGCCGCGGCUUAUUCUUCCGCGCCUGCAGUGAGCAGCAAGGAAGGGCAGCAGAGGGAAGCUUCAGCAAGGAGAAGAGGCAGGACAUCACAGUUCAUAAGACCACAUAUACCUCCCAGAACUGAGAAGAUGGCUGUUGAUCAGGACUGGACCAGUGUUUAUCCAACAGCAGCUGUGUUUAAAUCUGCCUCUGUGCCUCUCCCAAUUCGAAUGGGUUACCCAGUGAAGAGAGGUGUACCUCCACCAAAAGAAGGCAACUUAGAACUUAUGAAGAUUCCCAAUUUUUUGCAUCUUACUCCUCCUGCAAUUAAGAAACACUGUGCAGCUCUUAAAGAUUUCUGCACUGAAUGGCCAAGUGCUUUGGACAGUGACGAGAAAUGUGAACAGCAUUUUCCUAUUGAAAUUGAAACAAUAGAUUAUGUUUCUUCAGGGACAUCUAUUCGUAAUCCCAAAGCAAGAGUGGUGACUUUAAGAGUUAAACUUUCUAACUUGAAUUUGGAUGACCAUGCAAAGAAGAAGCUCAUUAAACUUGUAGGAGAGCGGUACUGUAAGGAUACAGAUAUCCUCACAAUUAUAACAGACAGGUGUCCGCUAAGAAGACAGAACUAUGAUUAUGGCAUACACCUCCUCACAGUUUUGUACCAUGAAUCCUGGAAAACUGAGAUGUGGGAGAGUGAGAAGGCUGAGGAAGACAUGGAAGAGUAUACUUGGGAAAAUAGCCGCUCUCAGAAAAAUGCCUUGGAUACCCUACUUCGAAUAAAAGCCUCAGAGAAUGUCAGUAAUGUAUCUAAGGAAGAGCUUCUUGCAUCUGAAGUGGUUAAAAAUUACAGAAACUCUGUAAUUGCACUUAAAAAUGAAGGUGAAACAGAAAAUAAUAUGUCUCAGUAUAAGGAAUCUGUGAAGAAACUAUUGAAUAUACAAGCAUUACCAUGAGAGUGGACUCUGCAGGUAUACUUGAUUGUUACGGAAAUAUUAAACUACUAGGUUAAUAUUCCUGUAUGAUAUGGUUAUAUAUUUAUCCAGAACCUUAAUCAAAAAUAUGAAACUUUAUGAAGAAUUAAUUUCAAUAGUAAUCAGAUUUUUCAUUACCACUGGACUUUCUUGUAAACAUGAAAUUUUCUUGUCCAUGAAUCUUGUUCUUUGAAUAAAGUAUGUUUUGAGUCAUAUUGGUGACUUAAACAUUCUAUUCUGUGCUUUCUUAGUUUGGGAGAUCCUGGCUCAGACCUCAGCUUAAUCACAUUCUGACUUCUCACACAACUACUUUUGGCAUAUAACUUAGAGCAACAUGUCAAAAACAAUGAAAUUACUUAGGCUCCUAGUUCAUUAAUUAAGAGUCUGAAAGUUAAGAACUCUAAAUUUUCUAAAUGCUUUUCAAAUGUCAGUCAUUUUUCUCUGUCUGUACUCCCUACCUGUAAGAUGAAGAUACUAUUGCCUAAGUAGCUUAACUCUUGGAGAGGUGUUGAAGCACGCUGAACAGUGUGAGGUUCUCUCAGCUGUCAUCAUAAACGCCAAGAAAUACCCUAAGUAAAAAUACCGGUCUCUAAAAUGAUGGAAAAAAAUAAGGUAGUAAAUGGGAUGGUAGUGGGAAGGUGAACUAGCAGUUAUUAUCAGGAUGCCAGAGUACAUAGGAAAGGAAGACUGAUGAGUGUUGCUGAAACUGAGAGCUGUUGAUUAGUGAGACAAGUAUAUAUAUCUUAAAUAUGGAAUGGACUAAGUCUUGGUACCCUGAGGCCUGAUGAGUUGUCUCUUGAAUGUACCUAGGCUCUUCAAGGAAAAACACAUUUGUAGCACCCAGCUUACUGCUGUGAAGCAGACAUAAGUAACUCUACUCUUGCUUUUAUUGUACCUUCCUGGCUUACUAGGAUUUCAGCUUAGAGAGAAAAUCCUCAUUUUCUGGAAGGGGCAGAGGGAGGUUUUAUUCAUCAGACUUGAAGAUUCUGCUUACCUAUAAAAGAAAGUGUAUGGGGCCUUGCCAGCAACUCUUUGAGAGGAAAAAGUGUUAAGAAUAAGUACAUUGAAAACUGAAGGGAAUUGAUUUCUGCAGUGUUCUGUGUUGCUCAACUUACUGCUAGAGUUUCUCAUUGUUUUGUGUUUACAUGCCACCAAAGAGGGUAUUUAUUCCCAUUUCCAAAACAUUGUCCAUUUUGGAAGUAUUCUUAGGCAGAGAUUGUUUUCAUAUGGCAGGAGACUGAGUUAAUGCAACUUUUUACUCCUUAUGAGAAUUUGCAUGAGCUGUAGCUAAGACUGAAAAUGGUUAUCCUGUAACCCCAACUUCACACUUACCAACUGGGUUACUUCAUGGUCCUUCCUUCUAGAGCUGUAUUAAUGUGAACUUUAAGCAGAAGCUUAAUACGGGGAGAGUUUUAGCUGUUAUCAGCUUGUUCCUUUAUUAAGGGAUUAUGAGGGUAAUAUUUAAAAUUCUUGUUUGAAAUAAUACAUGUGCAAUUCCUAAUCUUUUUUUUAACAGCCAUGAAAACAAAAUUACUGAGGAAAUAGCUGCAGUUUGACUCAAGGACUGGUAUGGAUGGUGAAGUUGUGCCUGGCUUUAUUCCAAAGGCAGUUUGGUUCUAGUACUGUACACAUGAGAAAUUUGUUUCCUUACUUAGCUUUGUCAGUGCUUGCAUAAGGACUGGCAUAUUAGCAAGCAUAUGUAACUAACUUCUAUUUUGCAGUGGCAUGUCUUGUACCAGACUGUCAUGUUUUAAGUAACCCAAAACCCCAUAAGCUUGCUUUUCUCCGUAGAGUUGUCCUUAAUGUACUCGGCACAUACAAGCACCUGAUAAAGUCUUCUCUGCAGUAGAGCACAACUCAGUUUUCCUUUGCUUUUCAUACACUUUAUGUGGACCUAAGGAGAAUGCUGUAUGAAAGUUGUAGUUAAAGUAACAAUUUGACUUUACUAAUAGUGGCUGGUAGAAAGAAUAGCACAGCAAGGGAAAAUAUUUUUUCAUGUGAUUGUAUUAUCAUUUCAUUAGCUUCAUAGCUAAUUCAUGGAAAACCUAAAAUACACAACCAAGAGUUCCCUCUGAAGUGUUCAAGCCUAGCUUGUGUAUGUUCUAUAAAUGUUUCAGGAAAUACAGACAGGAUAAAAGGUGGCUAUCUCCUGAGUGUCUGACACUUGUAAUAUCUCUACCAACAACAGAUGACACCUACUGGCUAAGAACAAUGUUGGGACUAAUUCACUGUGUUCCCUAACCAUAUCCAACAGUUAUCAUCAGAAAUUAAUUGUCAAAGAUACCAGUUUUCCCAUAGUAUCUGGCUUCACGACCCUAUGGCUGUAGAACACUUAGUCAGCUGGCCUUAGAAAUAUGCAAGAGUGACCUCCAACCUUGGUUUUCAAUGUUGUCUUGUUGUCCUUGCUAAGAAACAUGCAAGCAAAAUUAUAAACAUUUAUAACUCUACAAGCGCCCAAUCCAGCUGCUAGAAUCAAAAACAGUAUAAAAUUCAGAGUUACACUUCUGAUUUUUACUAAUGGUUUAUGUGCUACAGUACAGAACUUGUGUAAUGCACUGGACUGGAUCAAAGGUAUUUUGUAUUUUGAGCUCUUAUGUUGGAUGUUUCUCUUUCUGGUUUUCUGCUUCUGCCUUUAAACUGUGUUUGAGGGUGACAGUAUUUCUCUGUAAUUAUGUAGAAUAUCUAGAACACUGGGAUCUUAACUCCAGUUGGAGUCUUCCCAACUGUAAUGAUGCAUAAUAUACCAUGUGUUUUUAUGAACUAUACACAUUUUUAUUUUCCUGUGUAUUCUUGCAGACCAUCUUACUGGAAAUGUGCACUCAAGUUUAAAAAUGGUUGAGUUAAGGAGUAAUAUUUUCAGGCUAAGCAGAUGUACAGCACAGUAAGAAGUACAUCCUUAGUAAUGCUCACUAAGGAUUUACUUCAUGUACAUUAUAAUGUAAAUGCAUGACUCUAAGGUGUGUAUCCCUCUACAUUCCUGCGUGUAUGUACAUUCUUGGCACGUGAAAGUGCUAACCUUACUAUUAAAUAGAAAUGUAGAUAGAUGACAAAUCAAGAAGCAGGCCAGCUUCCCUUAUAAACAUUUCAAGCAAGCUAGAGAUCUUGUGCUUGGUCAAACUGGAAAAGAACUUGCUUUGUCAGCAUUCUGGCUAAUUUUUUGCAUUUAGAAGCUAUUGUAAUCACUGGCAUAAGAUGUCUUUAGUAAACUGUGCUAGGAGUUGUGAAUUGAAAUGUUCAAAAUUCUGAGUCUAAGCGUUGCUAAAUAGUUUCUUGAGGUUUUUCCAUGUUCUGUCACACUUUUGCCCUUUGAAGAUGGGCUUUUGGACACUAAGCAUAGUGCCAGAUUAGAUAAGGCGGCCUAUACAGCGACAUUAAUUCAGUCCUUGACAAGGAGAGUACGUGUUACAACUACUUGUACUUCACCAAGCCCUAGGAUCUGAACGUGACAGGCUGCAUGUGAAGAGUUGGUAAACCCCUCCAGAUAAUCUUAUGAUCGUCCUAACUGGAGUUGACACUUUUUGCCCUGUUUUCAAGGCAUUGUAGCAUUGCUACAAGCACAAGGGAUAAAAGAUAGUUGUUUAACAAGGGAUGUGCUGUCUGGACAAACCUAUUUCUUCUUUUCCCUCAUAUUUAAAAUGUAUGUAUUUAUUUUUGUGUGACUCUCUUGGUCUGUAAUAAAAUAGUCCUGCUACUGUGCUUUACA